GUACUGUUACCUUUGCAGGUGAAGCUGAUAAGACACCACUGAUUUCACAAUGGGCUCCAUCAGUGCAGCAAAUGCGGAAUUUUGUUUCAAUGCUUUCAAAGAGCUGAAAGUCCACCAUGCCAAUGACAACAUCUUUUAUUCCCCUCUGAGCAUCAUUUCAGCCCUGGCGAUGGUCUAUCUGGGAGCAAGAGGUAACACUCAAUCUCAGAUGGAGAAGGUUCUUCACUUUGAUAACGUUACAGAAGUUGGAGACACUACUGACUCCCAGUGUGGCACUUCUGAAUACAUCCACAAUUUGUUCAAGGAUCUUCUCUCAGACAUCACCAUGCCAAAUGCUACAUACUCACUCAAGAUCGCUGACAGACUCUAUAUUGAAAAAACAUACCCCGUUCUUCCGGAAUACUUAGAGUGUGCAAAGAAAUUCUACAAAGCAGGGCUGGAAGAAGUUAACUUCAAAACAGCUACAGAGGAAGCAAGACAGCUUAUUAAUUCCUGGGUGGAGAAAGAGACAAAUGGACAGAUCCAAGAUUUCCUUGUGUCAGGCUCUGUUGAUCUCGAUACUGUGCUGGUCCUUGUGAAUGCCAUUUACUUCAAAGGCAUAUGGAAGACAGCGUUUAAAGAAGAAGACACUCGGGAAGUGCCCUUCAAUGUGACAGAGCAAGAAAGCAGACCUGUGCAAAUGAUGUGUCAGAACAGUACCUUCAAAGUGGCAACAGUGGCUGCAGAGAAAAUGAAGAUCCUGGAGCUUCCGUACGCCAGCGGAGAGCUGAGCAUGUUGGUGCUGUUGCCUGAUGACGUCUCUGGCCUGGAGCAGCUUGAGAGCAAAAUCAGCUUUGAAAAACUCAUGGAGUGGACCAGUCCUAAUGUGAUGGAAAAGAAGAGAGUGAAAGUGUACCUCCCGCGCAUGAAGAUUGAGCAAAAAUAUAACCUUACAUCUGUCUUAAUGGCCUUGGGUAUGACUGACCUGUUCAGCCCUUUGGCCAAUCUGUCUGGCAUCUCUUCAGCAGAGAGCCUGAAGAUAUCUGAGGCCAUCCAUGAGGCAUACAUGGAAGUCAAUGAAGAGGGCACCGAGAUGGCUGGCUCAGCGGGUGUGGUGGAAGGCAUCAAACAUUCCUCUGAGUUUGAAGAGUUUAGGGCUGACCACCCAUUCCUUUUCUUGAUCAAACACAAUCCAACCAACAGCAUCCUCUUCUUUGGUAGAUAUUGUUCCCCCUAAAGAAAGAAAAUGCUGGAAAUAGUUCUUGCCUUCCCCUCAGAAACAGACCCCCUUUAAUGUAGUAUUGUAGUUUAAUCUCAUCUCUUCAAGAUUUUCUCCAAGUGGAAAGCCUUCAAUA
Messenger RNA from Aquila chrysaetos chrysaetos, 1334 nucleotides. Its product is annotated as ovalbumin-related protein Y-like. Bases 50 to 1216 code for a protein of 388 amino acids. The transcript is spliced from 8 exons. Gene Ontology annotation, biological process: negative regulation of endopeptidase activity. Gene Ontology annotation, molecular function: serine-type endopeptidase inhibitor activity. The record is from RefSeq and is a predicted model, not a curated record. NCBI's taxonomy places the organism in Eukaryota, Metazoa, Chordata, Aves, Accipitriformes, Accipitridae.